Leguminivora glycinivorella is the source of this 1377-nucleotide messenger RNA. RefSeq names its product charged multivesicular body protein 3 (gene Vps24). Gene Ontology annotation, cellular component: ESCRT III complex; multivesicular body. Bases 98 to 751 code for a protein of 217 amino acids. The record is from RefSeq and is a predicted model, not a curated record. Gene Ontology annotation, biological process: late endosome to vacuole transport; endosome transport via multivesicular body sorting pathway; protein transport. The transcript is spliced from 7 exons. Lineage: Eukaryota; Metazoa; Arthropoda; Insecta; Lepidoptera; Tortricidae.
UGAGGUCAUCGGGCUUGGCAAAGUGUCACAUUCAGAAUCUGUCAAAACAAAUUGGUCAAUGGUACUUGUGUCGAAAUAUCCUUAAUUUACCAACAAAAUGGGUCUAUUUGGCAAAUCUAAUGAUCGAAAUCCAAAGGAAAUGGUAAACGAAUGGUCACACAAACUACGUAAAGAAGGGUACAAUUUGGAUAGACAAAUUCGAGCAAUACAGCGCGAAGAGGAAAAGAUAAAGCGUUCUCUAAAAGAGGCAGCCACAAAGAACGACAAGCAAGUGUGUACAAUAUUGGCAAAGGAAAUCAUACGGUCGCGGAAGGCUAUAAGUAAAAUAUACACUAGCAAAGCACAUUUGAACUCAGUACAAAUGCAGAUGAAGAAUCAGCUAGCUACCUUAAGAGUUGCGGGAUCAUUGCAAAAGUCCACAGAGGUAAUGCAAGCUAUGCAAGCUCUCAUCCGUUUACCCGAGAUAGCCAAUAUCAUGCAAGAGAUGAGUAAAGAGAUGAUGAAGGCCGGCAUCAUUGAAGAGAUGUUGGACGAGACCAUGUCUGCGGUGGAGGAUGAAGAGGAAAUGGAGGAGGCGGCACAGAGCGAGGUUGACAAGGUGCUAUGGGAGCUAACGCAGGGGAAGCUCGGCGAAGCCCCCGCGCCGCCCACGGCCGUCGGGGCGCCGUCCACGAGCCGCGAGGCGGAGCCCGAGCCCGACGAGGCGGAGCUGGACGAGAUGCAGACCCGGCUGGAGGCGCUGCGCUCUUAGUGAUACAAAACUUACUUUUAAAGGACUCGCUAGAUGGCAUGGAGCGUGAAGUCUGCUAUUGCCUUGUAUUUUGUACAUAAUAAGUUCUUAGAGAAUCGCUUAACGUUUAAUGUUGUGCAUUUUCGAAUAUUUACAAUUAUUUUUAUUAUAAAGUGUAUUUAUUUACUAAUUGGCAGAAUUAACUUCACAUUAUUUUCUUUGGAACUAAUUGUUUUUGAGAAUAAGAGUACCUUUUUUUGUUAAUCAAUUUCCAUAAAUAUAUGUAUAGAUAACCGUGAUUGAGUUGAUUGGCCAAAAAGUGUGUCCACAUGAGAUGGUAAAGUUGAGGCUGGAUCUCGCACUUAUUGCCACAGUCAAAAUCAUUUAAAAAAAACCCAUCAUCAAAAGUCCAUGUCAAUGUCACACUAAUUUUCUUCCAAAAUUUUACAUUUUAAAAUUGUUAUUUUAACUUGUAUAUUUGUUUUCCAUUGUUGAUAUUUAAUCUGUAUAAUUUGACAUGUUUUUAUACAGGCUGGUUUUUUAAGAACUCAAUCACAAAAGUUAUUAUUGAAUAAUUGUUAUAAACAUGCUGUUGUAGCUUAAAUGUGAAGUUUAUACGAUUGAAAUAAAUUAAUGCACUAAUCAUA